This is a messenger RNA of Procambarus clarkii (red swamp crayfish), 11582 nucleotides long. Its product is annotated as methylcytosine dioxygenase TET. Gene Ontology annotation, biological process: positive regulation of transcription by RNA polymerase II. Gene Ontology annotation, cellular component: nucleus. Gene Ontology annotation, molecular function: DNA 5-methylcytosine dioxygenase activity. The record is from RefSeq and is a predicted model, not a curated record. Lineage: Eukaryota; Metazoa; Arthropoda; Malacostraca; Decapoda; Cambaridae.
GCGAGCCCCCCUCAUACGUGAGGUCUCGGCGCUGCCAGCGAAUCGAUUCGGACGAUUCACUUGGCGUAGACCAAAUUCCGCGGAGUAGUUAUGCCGUAGCUUGACCAAAUUUCACCGUCUGACCUCUCACUGCCAUACUGUUGUGUUCAUGAAUCCAUACGGGUACAAGUGUGAAUAUUUAGUCCGCCGAGAAGCCGGGGAAAAGCGUGGAAAAGUGUGAAGGGGACUCGGGGAAGGGCAGCCGAGUGCGAGCGUAGUAGAGUGAUUUCGCGUGAACGUUUGUUGGAGAUCGUCCUGUGUCUGGAUCUGUACAACUCAGACUCCUCGCGGCGAGAAGAUGGAGCGUCGACAGUCAGGGAUGGGCGCCAUGAUGCCCUUCUUCCCAGGCCCAGGGAUGGGGGAACAGCCGGCCCUUCCUCCCCCAGAGAUACCCCCAUUCCCCCACAUGCGGGAGCGCUUCCCCAACGCCGUAUGGGGAGGCGAGGCGCCGCAGGGCCAAUGGCCGCCACCCUUCCAUCCUCCUGCCCUUGGGCACCCGCCUAUGGGUCACCCACCGCCCCCGCCCCCACCACACCAGUUUAAUCAGUUCGAGCCCCGGCAACCCAUGUUCAACUUCCCCGGUGGGCCUAGUGGUGCGCCUGCGCCACCCACCCCGAGCGUGUCCCAGUACAACAACCAGUUCAACGGGCAGUUCAACGCGGGAGGCGACAACGGUAACGGCGGCUAUGUUCCGCAGGGGCACUUCUCCCCGCAGACACCGCAGAGUUCCGUCCCCGCCUUCAGUAAUGGCCCGCCCAAUGGUUUCCUCAGCCAAAAUCAGGGAAACGGGGUAGUGGGGGGUUCAUCUCCCCAUCACCACCGCUUCCCAGGAUCUAACGACUUCCACCAACAGCAGCAGCAACAGCAGCAGCAACAACAACAGCAACAGCAGCAACAGCAGCAGCAACAACAGCAGCAGCAACAGCAGCAACAGCAACAGCAACAGCAGCAGCAGCAACAAGGUGGCAUGUUCAAAUCUCCGAUGCCUUCUCCUGCCGUGUCAGCCCCCGAGGCGUCGCCGGUGACGGGGGGCUUCACUAUGACGACGCUACCGUCACCCCACGCCCCCCACACCCCCCACGCUUCCGAGCACCCAAACGAGAAGCCUGGGUACCCGCCGCCUCCCCCCACGCAGAGUUUACUCGGCUCUAGAGUGACUGCGGGCGGGUACUCGGGUCAAGCCUUGGAGGGGGGCGCGGGAGUGCCUCAGGGCAGCCCGCACGGCUCCGUCAGCGUGCAGAGUCGACUUAAAAACAUGAUAAUGUCCCGGCAAGGGGGCAGCUACCCCGGCGGGAGUGUGGACUCUCCGCCCCUUGGGGAGGUGCACUUCUCCGGCCACGUGGCCGCUGUCACCAGCGUGGCCAACGUCGAGCCCUCACACAUGCACGAAUCCCUCAAAAUGGCCCAGAAUUUUUUAGCCUAUAGGACUACAGAGUCUGGCCCGGGCUCUGUAGUCCACGCUAACAGUACUGAUGUGAAGGGCGGCGUGGAGGCGGCGACGACCCACGCCACUACCACCACCACUACCACCACUACUACCACUACCAGCAGCAGCAGUCACUCACCCCAGCUCUCUGGGGCGCCGCUGCAGGGGACCACGUUCCCCAGUACUCACACUACUGAAAUUAAAAAUGAAAAUAUAGUUAAAAUUAAGGAGGAAGUUAAGGAAGAGUUUGAAAUGGAAAGUGAAUGCGAGCUUAAAACUGAUAUUGAAAUCAAGAAGGAACUGGCUGAUCCGUCAAGCAGUAUAGCGCCCAAACCGCCGGAUCGCCCGGAUCCUAAUCCACCGGUAGACGAGCUAGACCAAAAGCCAUCACUUGAGCAGCUAAACCAAAAGCCGCCAUUGGACCAGCUGGACCAAAAGCCAUCACUGGCCCAGCUGGACCAACAGCAGCAACUGGACCAGAUGCAUCAACUGCCACUGAGAGAUGGACUGGUCCCUCAUCUAACAUUAGACCAACAGAACCAGAAGCCAACAGCGGAGCAGCUGGACCACAAGCCUAGUCUAGUGGGCCGGCAGGACCCCGGCUGGAAGUUGUCUGUUUACGACUUCCCCGACAGUCCGGACUCCAGUCAAAACCACCAGGAUUUUCGGUUUGGCAGGGUCAGGGGGGCAGGACCGUGCAUGUCACGGCCUGCGUGUGCUAGUGUGACUGGAGCCAGCACCCAGUCACUCCGGCCGCCCACCCCCGCGGGGCCGCACCCACCGCGGCUGCCCUCAGCACCAAAUGAGGGGCAGAUCCGGCCCCCGGGGCCCCCUGUCUCUGCCUACCAGCCUCAGCAAUCAGUUCCUGAUUAUACAUCUAACACUACCACCACCAUAUCCAAUUCUAACACGACGUCGUCGCCCGUGGUGGUGUCGACGUCGACAAGUCAUGCCUCACAACAGAGUCUGUUUCAGCAGCAUGAAAUUCCAACUCAGCAUGCAGUCAGUUGCCAUCAGUCGAGUAUUCACCAUGAGAUUAUGCAGCAGGGUCCAGCACAGUUGAUGAACGCACAGCACGUCAGGAAGCACAGCAGCUGCACAGACCACCACCCUGGUGCUCAGCAGGGCGACACGACUGCACAGAUGAGGCACAGCAGCAGCCACCAACUGCACCAACAUCAUGUCCAGCAUUGCCAACAACAUCUCCAUCAAAAACCGUACCAUCAAGAGCCCAUGCAGAAACCUCAGUUACAGGAACAUCAGCACAAACAGCAAAUGCAGCAUCACCAUCAGUUCCACCAGCUACAACGGCAGCAGCAGUCAAUGCAGCAGCAGCAGCAGUCAAUGCAACAACAGCAGCAGCUGCAACAUCAGUUGCAGCAGCAGCAACAGUUGAUACAUCACCAGCAACAACAACGGCACAUGAUGCACCACCAACAGCAGCUACAACACCAACAACAGAUGCAACAGCAGCAGCUACAACAGCAGCAGCUGCAACUUCAUCAGCAGCAACAGCGACAACAGCUGCAUCAACAUCCACACCAGCAGCAGCAGCAGCAGCAACCACCACCCCCACCACCUCAGCAACAGCCAUCCCCCAAACAACCACCAUCACCCCAGCAACCGCCACCACCACCACCCCAGCCACAACCAUCCCCUAAGCAGCAACCAUCCCCCAAACAACCAUCCCCCAAGCGAGCACCACCACCCAAGCCACCACCACCACCACAACAGCAUCUACCCCAGGAAGAAAAGCCGACCCAAGAAGAAAAACCAGAGGACACGCAGCAGGACUGUCCCGCCAGCCCCACAGCGGGGCUGGCGGAGGAGCAGGAGGCCCGCAAGCUGCGUCUUCGGCAGAAUGAACUGGAGGUUCCUCGAUGUUCCUGCGUCGUCCCGCCUGGUACCCCAGACCCUGGUCCUAUCUACAGCCACUUGGGAGCAGGAGCAACUCUAUCAGAGUUAAGAAGCAAGAUAGAGCAGCAGACAGGGCAUACAGGGUCAGCUGUUAGAAUUGAGAAGGUUAUUUACACUGGGAAAGAAGGAAAAACAGAUGCUGGGUGUCCACUUGCAAAAUGGAUUAUACGUCGCAGUGGACUAGAGGAAAAGAUGCUUGCCAUAGUGAAGCACCGAGUAAAACACACGUGCUCUACAGCUUGGAUUGUGAUUGCUAUUGUAGCCUGGGAGGGCAUACCCUUACCAAUUGCUGAUGAUUUGUACUCCAUGCUCGUUUAUAAGCUCAACAAGUUUGGAACUCCCACAGAAAGAAGAUGCGGUGUUAAUGACGAGCGCACCUGUAUCUGUCAAGGAUUAGACUCGGAAACGUGUGGAGCCUCCUUUAGUUUUGGUUGCUCGUGGUCCAUGUACUAUAACAUGUGUAAAUAUGCACGCAGUAAAAUUGCUAGAAAGUUCAAGCUUACAGAUGAGCAGGAGGAAAGUGAGAUAGAGCACAAGUUACAGAGCUUAGCCACAAUUUUAGCACCGGUUUACAAGCAGUAUGCUCCACAAGCUUAUAGAAAUCAGACGGCUUUUGAGUCUGAGAGUUUGGAGUGUCGCCUUGGGUACAGCAGUGGCCGUCCAUGGGCCGGGGUAACAGCAUGUACAGAUUUCUGUGCCCAUGCUCAUAAAGAUAAUCACAACAUGAACAAUGGCUGUACAGUUGUAGCUACCCUAACAAAGCACAGAGGAUUUGUCAAACCAGAUGAUGAGCAGCUCCAUGUGUUACCUUUGUACAUAAUUGACCCCACUGAUGAGUCUGGAUCUUAUGAUAGUUAUCAUCAUAAAGUCCAGUCAGGUGCUCUCGAGGUGCUCACCAAAUAUCCCUGUGAAAUUCGUCUAAGAACCGAGCCACUUCUCUCUUGUCGUGCAAGAACUCUUCUUGCGAGAGGUUUGCCUCUGCCUAAACGAUUAAGGGGUAGAGGAAGAGGAAAAGCAAGAGGUUUGGCCAUUGGCCGAGGAAGAGUAAUAGAUGGGAUGAGCAGCCCCACAAUUCAAAGUGUAGACUUCGGUGAUUCUGUUGGGCUUGAUUUAGACUUUAUGCUAAAUGGUAUUGAUUUUAGUGAUCCAAAUGACGUACUGAGCAAUUAUGGACUCGAUGGUUCUGAUUAUAGUUGGUUAUUAGACGUUGGACCAGAUAAUGAUCUUGGACUUUCUUGUAAUUUAGACCAGAUAAUUUCAUGUAAAGAUGAUAGUACAAGCAGUGAUGAUGUAGCAUCUUCCAAUCAACAAUUAGCUGACAGUAAUCACCAUGAUAGUGUGAAAGGACCUGAGUGUCUGGCAGCCCCAGAAGGCCAAUUAAGCCAAAGACAGAAAGCCCCUUGCCAAGCUUCAACAUUAUCUGAAUCUCAUAUAGGCUCAGGUGACCCUCCUACUAGUCACAUAGGAAGUUCACCCAAAGCAGUAGUUGGCCCUGGUGCCUCCCCUACAGUACAAGGUAGUCCUCACUACUCUCACUCAAUGCCUCCUCCCCAGUCCCCUGCUCCUAAGAGACCAUACUCACCACAAUGUUUUAAUUCUCCUCUAUCAUCGUCAUCUACUACACCUUUGCCUCCACAAUCAAUGAGCCCAAGUGCAUCUCCUCUCCCUUCUCCAGCCAUUCUUUCAGUUCCUCAUUCAUCUAGUCCAUGCCCUUCUCCUCUAGGUUCACCUACUGCAAGAUCCAUUACUCCAUCAAAUCAUCCAUCUGCAAGUCCAUGUUCAUCUCCACUCCCAUCACCACAUCUCAAAUCAUUGACACCGCCAUGUGCUCCACGUUCAGCAAGUCCCUGCUCAUCACCCGUUCCUUCCUCAACUACAGAAUCAGCAACUCAGUCCCAGUGCACACAAUCACCACAUAGUUGUCAGUCAUUAAUAGCUUCUCCUCUAGGAGGGCCUGCUGGAGUUACAACUCCACAUCCAUCUCCUUUUGGGCAAGCUUGUUCCAUCAGCACACCACUCACUCCACUAUCAUCUCCAAACCCCCAUGGCCAGGGGGCUGCCAACCCCCAGUUCUCUCACUCUAUCAAUAGUCAACAACAAUGUACAAAUGCAAUAGAAAAUCAAUGCCACAAUUAUAAUAAAAUUCAAAAUGAACAAUAUUCCCAUUCCUCUCAACUUCCACAAAAUACUCCCUCCGCUGCAUGCAGUUUGUCACAUGUGAUGCAAAAUGGUGUUGAUCCAGCUCUGCAAAUGCACUACAGAAGUACAAAUCAAUUUAGUAGGGGACCAAAUAUGCAAGAAGUCAUGCCUUUCCAUCAAGACAGGUUAUACAAUAACCCUUUUCCCAAUUUAUCCAGUGAUGAAAACCCCAGUAGAAGUGAUCAACAGUGUAAUAAACCCAGAGAACCAGAAACAGUAAUCAAACAGAGUGACAAUGUUGAGAAUUUCCACGAUCCAGAUAUUGGAGGUGUAUCUAUUGCUCUGGUCCAUGGUUCGGUGCUAUUCGAAUGUGCCAAACACGAACUGCAUGCCACAACUGCACUAAAGAACCCAAACAGACGUGAUCCAAAGAGAAUUAGUCUUGUGUUUUAUCAGCACAAGAACCUAAUUUAUAGAAAUCAUGGAUGGGCGAGGUUUGAGGAAAAGAUGGAAAAGAAAAGAAGUGAAGAGGAAAGAUUAAUUAAAGAAGGGAAACUGAAGCCUUCUCCACGGAAAAAAAAGAAAAUGAUGAAAGAGGGUUUCGUUUUUCCAGACGAGUGUAAUGCAGUGUUGGAGUCUGAUAUGCAAAGAAUGAACAAUGUGUCCCAAAUUAAAGAGGAGCCAAAGUUAAGUGCUAUUUCAAACGAAGGACAUAGUGGGAGGAGUAGAGUUGGGCAUCUAGAAGGUCAUCAGCUCGACUCAAAAUCGGCAACUGUCUGUCCACCUUCAGAUAUGAGGCUUCCUAAUCACCCAGAUCUGAAAUCUCCUCCAGUAAGCUAUGCUAACUAUCAUAAGUCUCUUCCAUCUGCCAUGGAAAACUGUAGAGCUUUCAGUCCUCCUCAAAAAUUUGGUCUCUCUCAUACGCCAACAUAUUCUAUGGCCUCACAUCCCCCUCAUGUACUUACUUCCUCAUCUCCAACCUUAAAUUCCCAGCUUCAGAAACCUCAACCAUCCCCAGACCACAACUACACUGGGGCUUUAAACAUGCACGGAAACCAUAACGGAGAACAUCGCCGCCCUCCCUUCAAUGUCGCUUUACAAGAAUUCAAUCCUUAUAAUUGUGUGCCUAAUCCAGGUCCUGAUUCCUACCAGUCUUUUUGUCACCAACAACAUCGCAGUUUUCCCAAUCAGUAUUCUCAUCAAAGUAGCCCCAUUAAUAAUGUAAUUCCAAUUUCAAGCUCUCAAAAUAGCUCAAAUCAUCCUCUCAAUCCCAUGAGUAGCCCAAUUCAUAAUCCAAUGCAGAGUCCUCAUGGAAAUGCAGUGCAUAGUCCAUAUGGCACACCAAUGAAUAGUCCACAUGUAAAUUCUUUGCAAAGCCCCCAUGUUAAUCCAAUGCUUAGUCCCCUUGGUAAUCCAAUGCACAGUCCUCACGGAAACUCUGUUCAUAGUCCUCACAAUAAUUCUUUGCUAAGUCCACAUGGAAAUCAUCUUAAUUCGCCCAUGUCGAGUCCCCAUGCAAAUUCCCAUAGCACUCCCAUGCCAAGCCCUCAUUCGAAUCCUCACAGUACACCCAUGCAAAGUCCCCAUGCAAAUCCCCACAAUACUCCUAUGCAAAGUCCCUAUUCAAAUUCGCACAGUACUCCAAUGCCAAGCCCCCAUAAUACACCUUUGCCAAGUCCUCAUGCAAAUCAUCACAGUUCAUCGAUGCCAAGCCCUCAUGGAAAUCCUCACAAUACAUCCAUGUUAGGUCAGAAUCAAGUAUACACUAACCAAAGUUCCCAAGCCUCCUAUGGUUUAACACCUCCAUAUAGCCCCGGUCCCCAUGGCUCUAUACCACAAGGAACCCCUCUUCCCAACUUCAACAAUGUUAAUGGUAGUUAUAAUCCUCUGACACCAAGAGCACCUUCUGCCCACCCAACCUCCACCUGGUCAGAGAUGAGAUAUGCUCCCACUUUUAGAGUGACAGGACCCUACAGUGAAUGGCCAGGAAGUUAAGAGUGUGGUACUGAAAUUCCUGAAUCUUGUUAUUCUCAAUUCUUGCUGUUACUAUGUUACUUCUCAAAUGCUGUGUAACUUUAGUGUUUGGCUGUGAGCUGGCUAUAUUAGCUCAAAAUGUGGUAGCUGCGGUGUAACUGGUCACAAAAAAGUGAAAACUUACUUUCUGUUCAGAUAUAGCACUAGUCGAUAUUUAUUUAUUGUGACUGAAGUAAAUGCCAGUUGUCCUUUGGAGAGAGAUACUAUGACUGUACAGUAUGUAACCUUUUGCCAUAUCACAAGCCAUUACUUGUGUAAUGAUCUCAUGUGAGUGAAAGAUGUCUUUGUAGAACUUUUGGUGACAAUUCUAAUUUUUAUUGAUGAAUCAGUUGUAUAGUUGUAAGGUAGUGUUACCACAGGUGUUGCUUCUUAGAUGGCUUAUUUAUCAUUUUCCUUGUAAAUAGUAUGCAGACUGUUUAGUUUAAUUUUUUUUUUAAUCUAAGAGUUUCCAUAGUUCUGAUAAUUGAAUUUUGAGGAAAUACAAAGAUGUUUAAAAAUUGAAAAUGUUAUACCCGACAUUAACAGACAUAAGGAUGUCUGCAUAUUUCUGGUGAUGUUUAAUACUCAGAAGUGUUCUCUGAAUGGUGUGGGGAAUAAUCAGAAUAUUGCUCAAAUAUUCUCCAUUUAUAUUUUUUAUUAUUAUUAUUAUUAUUAUUAUUAUUAAUUUUUUUUAAUGCAUCACUUUAAGCCAAGAUGAUUACUAGUCUAUGCAAGGCAUUUUUAAGAAAUUUAGCCAUGUACUUUAUUUUUCUUAGGAUAAUUACUAACAUAUUUUUGGCCAAAAGGAAGGUCUUGAUGUUAUUGUUUUAAGGACAUGAUCACCAAGUACAGUACAUACAAAGUACACCCAUUCAGAUUCUCACAUCUAAUCUCAAAAAGCCAUAAAGCAGUUGUGAGCACAUCUCCCCAGCCCAAAGCUAUAGUAUCAGAAGGGCGAUUUAGGCCCUUUUACAUCAUGCUUUGUUGCACAAUACUGAUACAAUGCACUCUUAUAUGCAUAUUUUCAGAAAUGUGCUUAUAAAUUGGUUAUUGCACUAAAGAGCAGUGGCAAUGAGAGCAUGAUAUAUUUGGGCCUUUACCAAGUAACAUUCUAGACUAAGUUGCCAGUGGGCAUAAUUUGAAUGAAACCCUCCACAUGAGUGUAGCCAAGACAUGGAGUCUUCCAGCAGUAGAGUUCAUUUGAGGCUUUUCUGUAGUUAUUUCAGAUCUGCCAUCUUAGUUUUGUUACAUUAUCUGUGGCUGAAUUCAAAACUUAUUUCUCUCUCUUUCUCUCUCUCUAUACAUAUAUAUAUUUGUUUUCUUUCAAAUUCAGUGGGGAGGUGUUUUACCCGAAUGACUCGUGGAUGCUUGUGCAACACGUGGUCAUGUUUCUGUUGUUACCUUCUCACAGGACUAAUGCUGGAGUCUUGACUUGGCUACAUUUGCCUCUGUCGCCUUACUAUCGCCAUCUCUUGUACAAAUAACUUUUGUGCAGUCUCCUCCUUCCUUUACUUUUCCUAUUGAUUAUUCUUGACAAUUGAGGUGCACUAGUUCAUAAUCACCCUUUAGAAAUAACAAAAAAAUGCUGUAAUUUUUGGAUAUUACCCCUGUGCUACAUGCAAAAGGAGAAUGAAAAACUAUGCUCGAGAAUCUUUUUGUAUUUUUACAUGCAUUUUGAUACUUUUAUUGAAGGCAAAAGUGAAGUAUUGUUUUGUAGCAGUACCUAUGAGGCGGGAUGUAGAGAGGGGUUGGGGUGGACCCACUGGAAUGAGCUCUGUUGAGGACGUCAUGUAUUUUUCAUCCUACUACGUUUUUAAAGUGGCAUUGUGAUCUCUAGGUUGACUAGAAUGUUCUUGUGUGGGCAUUUCACUGUGGUGUUUUGAUGUCCAAAGUUGUAUAAAAGAUGUCCAAAACUGUGAAAAAAAUGCCGAAAAAUCACUGUCGAUAUUUGACAGGGGUAGCAGCUGUGAGAUGUCUUUCUUUCUCAUGUCUAUAGAACUCAUCGAGAUAUUACAUUUCGCCCGAAGUUGCACAUCUGGUCAUACAUACAUUGCCACUGUUGCCUUCCUUCCUGGUGCCCUAAUGUAGUAAGUAAUUAAACGCUUGAGUGUUGGAUAAGUCGUGACGCUGGAUUAUAAAGUACAAAUUAAAUACCACCCUCAGUCUUAAGUUAUAGUGGCACUCCUCUUUACACCCCGCAGGCUUAGUUGAGAUAUCUUUAAAUCUUUCUGUCUGUCUCUUUCCUACUUGAAUAUCUUGUAUUCGUUUUUCUAUCUUGAAACCUAGUCAUGUGUCUGUUGCAGAGACCCCAUUAUGUGACUCACGACUCAUCCCAUUGCCUUAGGCCAGAUGUAUUUUUGUGACAUUAGAACGAGUAUUUUCUAUGCAUAUAUCUGUGGUAUACUGUACUGUAUUUCAUUUGAGAAAUUUGUUUCACGUGCAUUAUGUAGCUGAAGGUUGUAAUUAAGAUGAAGCCAAUGUCUUCAUUUUGUUUUAUAUGCUUGUAUUAAUAUAAGGGGUGUAAACCUAAAAGUAUGUAGGGGAUAAAAAUAAAAUGUCAAUAUAAUUAGAACUAUGUUCUAAGUGUCACUUAAUAUUAAAGAUAGGUUUUGUUAUGCUCCCUACUCUACUGUCACAGAAACACACUAUUUACUAAUUAAGAAAUGGUACUACAGUAUUUAAGUUUACGGUGUGUUUAACAUUAAGGGGUUUCUGUGAUGAGGCUGACUGUCUUAUUUGACCUUACCUAAUUCCUCGACUCCGCUCCAAUACACCCUUAUCUGACCAUAGACGACAAAGUUGGAACUUGAUUCAAGGCAAAGAGAUAUGAUGAUGGCAGUGUUAUUGAAUAGUUGAUAAAGUCUCAUGCUUGUACAUACUUUAUCUUUAAGGUAGCCAACAGUUAUUAUCGUGAGGGAGUGAACAAUGAUGAGUCUUAAGAAGGGUUACCACGACGUCUAGUUUCCUAUUUAGUAACACGGGGGAAAUGACUCGUGGUAACCCUCUGCUAGGUUCAUGAUGUUGAUUGCAUCACCAUUAUGAAUAAUGAUUAUAAUCAAUGUGCCGAUAGAUAUGCUCUUUUUCCCUUUGCUGAUAAUUAUGUUCUGUUUAGAUGCAAUAAUAUAUAAAAUUGUUUGUGCAGUUUGUCAGACACUCCGCUGUUCGUUUCUACCAUAUUGCGGUAGUCCACAAUAGCAAAGAACUUUGUGAGAAUGUCAGAUUCAGUGCUCUCCUAAGGACGCCUUAACACUGAUAAUGUUAUUCAUACAGAAUUCUUGUAGCACAUGUGACAAUUAUGAAAAACUUGAACCUUAAAUAAGUUUCAAUGAAACUUAUCUUCUUUCUAUUAUGAAUAGAAAAAUAAGUUUGAUUGCAAUUAAAACUAGGUUCAAUAUAGUAGGACUUGUCACGCGUUUGUGGACCGGCCCUGUACAAUAGUCCCGCACGGCCCCCACACUGUGGUCUGCGGAGCCCCAACCAGGUACCCUCCCCCCCCAAAAAAGGACUGUGGCUAAGAGGCUGGUCAUGGACAGGUACUGGCAAGGUAAUGGUAUGGAGGAUAUGGUACCAGCAGCCAGGAGUGCCUCACAGCCUUGGAUCUGAGUGUCCCUUAUAGGUGAGUUUGACAGUUUCAGAGACUUACAAUUUAGCAGAUUUUCUGUAGAUAUCUUGGAGUUCUAGCAAUAUUGGAAAUCCCUGGAACUGUGUAAACUACCUUGUACCACAUACAGAAUGUUUUCUUGUUAACUGUUGCAUGUUAUUGUGCCAACAUUUUGGGUCUCUCCACUGAGUUACCAGAUAAUCAAAGUUGCCAGAUGCCUAUAGAUUUUUACUCUAUUUAAACACAACCAGAUUGUUAUUCAUAGCUUAAAAAUCUAUAAUUUAAAGUGAAUCUCACCGAGGACCCAAGUCUCACUCAGGCAGGCUGUGGUGCACUGGUGGCUGCGAUAGAGUUAGUAUACUAGAGUAGACCAAAUGUAGAUGGAACAUGUAUCAAUAAUUAUGCUGUCUAUGUUCUCAUCCUCAAUAAAUGAUCAAAACAAGUACU